AUGGACGUAUUCGAUAAAUACUAUUGUACGUAUCGUACAAUGAUGAAAAUUGUAGGAUUGUGGCCGUAUAAUAAUUCAAUAUAUGUAUGGAUUCAGAGAUUAUUGUUACUGAUAUUUCUUCUUGGUAAUAUAAUAUUUCAGCUUGUGUCACUAUUAAGUUCUGAAAUUAUGUUACGAAACUAUAUUUUAAUAUUGUCUACGACUUUUCCACUUAUUAUAAUUUUGUUAAGAUAUAUAAGCUUCAUAGUAUUUUUUCCUAUGAUAAAACUUUUAUUUCAUCAUAUGCGUAUGGAAGAAAAUAUAGUACAAGAUUCCACAGAAAUAGAAAUACGAAAAAAAUAUAUCAACGAUUCCUGUCAUAUAAUCAAUAUUUUUAUCUGGAUGAUUUAUGGAACUGCUACACUUUCUAGUAUAUUUAUAUUGUAUCCUAUGACAUUAGAUUUCAUAAUGCCUUUAAACAAAUCUCAUAUACGUAUCAUUCAUUACGUUACAAUAUUUUCUUACAAUCGAAUCAUAUAUUUUGAUAUUCUAAGCUUGAAUUUUAUGUUUGCUGGAAUAUUUGGAUCAUUAUCUAUAACAUGUACGGAAUCGAUAUUUGGACUUUACAGUUUUCACACAAGUAUAUUGUUUAAAAUUAUUAGUUAUCGAAUACAAAAAAUUGUUAUGUAUUUGACUAUAUUUAAUCUCUCAUCGAAACAAAUUGAUACGAAACUCACAGAGCUUUAUCGCGUAGUGGAUAUUCAUAAUCAAGCUAUCAAGUUGCUUGUAAAUGCGAUUAUUGCUAAGAAGGAUCAAUUAGAAAUUUUUAUUUCUUCUGUGUUUUUAAUAAUACAAUUGAUGAUUAUCUUUUUAUAUAAUUAUAGUAAUCAAAUACUUAUAAACAAUAGUCAGGAAUUGUUUGAUGAAUUAUAUAUUUCUGUAUGGUAUUUUGUACCGUUAAAAGUACAAAAAAUUUUAUUGCUGAUCAUGAUACGUAGCACAACAGCAUGUAUGUUUCAUAUCUUAGGCGUGUUCAUUCCAUGCUAUAUAGGAUUUUCAAAGAUAUUAAAUACAUCGUUUUCAUAUUUUACUAUGAUAUAUUCAAUACAAUAG
Apis laboriosa (Himalayan honeybee) is the source of this 1092-nucleotide messenger RNA. RefSeq lists its product as uncharacterized. The transcript has 8 exons. The record is from RefSeq and is a predicted model, not a curated record. Bases 1 to 1092 code for a protein of 363 amino acids. Gene Ontology annotation, cellular component: plasma membrane. NCBI's taxonomy places the organism in Eukaryota, Metazoa, Arthropoda, Insecta, Hymenoptera, Apidae. Gene Ontology annotation, molecular function: olfactory receptor activity; odorant binding. Gene Ontology annotation, biological process: detection of chemical stimulus involved in sensory perception of smell; sensory perception of smell.